UCCAGCUGAGCAAAGUCUCGAAGCAACAUUUCAUGGCAUUUUUGAAGAAAAUAAUUUUACAGAUAUGGCUUAUUUUUAGCGAGUUUUUGCACUCUAUAUUUUCCAUUAAAAAAAAUCACUGCCCAGUCAUCGGGAUAUUCUCUCGAGAUGAAUGCCCUCCGUUGCUUGUUGAUUUCCUACGGUCUCAUAAAUCUUUGAUUAGAGAGGUGAGAACCUUCUAUAUAUCCAACAAUGGGAAGCGAGAAUUUAAGGAACAGAUUUCCGGGUGCGAUUUUGGCAUCCUAUAUCACACAAAAAGGAGAGGAAGGGUCAACAUUACAGACGUGACGGACUCUUUGUACGAUACGGAGCUGGUUGGAAUGUCUGAACAACUAGGUAAAGAGAAGGUCAUUGUCUUGGUGGAUGAUCUCGAUAGCAGCGGUUCACAGGAAAAGGAAAGAAUCCUGAACAAUCAGAUCAGCAUUAAGAAAUACGCCCAAGACCUGAUUCUCAUCAGCUGCGCAGAGAAAACCGCGUAUCAGACAGCUAAUGGCGAUGACUCAAUACGAGAGAAAUUGGACACUAUGCUGGAUAUCAUCAACACUGGAGGAGAUUCCUGGUUGGCACAAAUAACCAGGUUCCUAGUCUUUUGUUCUGCUCCUAACACGCUCGAUGGUCAGGUCUUGUGUUCUGCUCCUAAGCCUCUUGUUGUUGGAAUAUUCUCUCGGUCAGCAGAGGAGGACUACCAAUGGCUGGGGGAAGGACUGAGAUUAUUUAAAGAUUCGGUUAAUGAAAUAAGAUAUUGUUACAUUGCCAAUAAUGGAUUUCAUACAUUCACCAAGGAGGUCGAUCAAUGCCAAUUUGCGAUCCUGUAUCACACAAAGAAUCGAGGGAGGGCUAACAUAACUAAUGUAACAGACUCGAUUUACGAUAAAGAGCUCAAACAUCUAUCCGAUACAAUGGGUCGAGGGAAAGUCAUUGUGGUGAUUGAUGACCUGGACAAGACCGGCUUUGAGCAGAAAUCCUGCAUCCUGCGAGAACAGCAAAAUAUCGCUGAUCAGGCCGCAGAGCUGUUCCUUAUCAGCCCACACGACAAGAUAAACCCACAACUAUUAAACGAAAAGUUACGGCAGAUAGAAGAUCUCAUAAAUGCAGCAAUUCCUUACCUAAAAUAAUCAUUC
This is a messenger RNA of Pelobates fuscus (common spadefoot toad), 1160 nucleotides long. RefSeq lists its product as uncharacterized. The record is from RefSeq and is a predicted model, not a curated record. Lineage: Eukaryota; Metazoa; Chordata; Amphibia; Anura; Pelobatidae. The transcript has 7 exons. The coding region runs from base 33 to 1154 and encodes 373 amino acids.